This is a messenger RNA of Haliaeetus leucocephalus (bald eagle), 2418 nucleotides long. It is a transcript of the gene CCDC71, whose product is annotated as coiled-coil domain containing 71. The record is from RefSeq and is a predicted model, not a curated record. NCBI's taxonomy places the organism in Eukaryota, Metazoa, Chordata, Aves, Accipitriformes, Accipitridae. The coding region runs from base 129 to 1322 and encodes 397 amino acids. The transcript has 2 exons.
CUCCGCGGGCGGCCAUGUUGGAUCGGCGGUCGCAGCGCAGCAGCGGGUGCGGGUCUAGCGGCGGCCGGUGUCAAGGGUUGUUUUUCCAGUAAUUUGGACCUUCCUGAAGCACCCACUUGCCUAAUGCCAUGAAUAUUGCAGUGAACAAUGUGGAAGAAAAAGCUGUCCAUUCCUGGUCAAGAAUUUCCUCUGCAGGACAGAAAGUGCUGGAGGAAGCCCUACGAGUCUUCAACCCGAUGUCCAAGGACCUUUCGGACACAGAGACCCAGCUGGUGGCCUUCAUUCAGGGCCUGAAGGAGGAGGGCUAUCAGCCCACAGUUCUGAGGAGUAAGGAUGUGUAUGGGUACAGCUCGUGCACGGCAGACACACCUAGUCAAACAAAAGAGAGCACCCCGCACAACUGCGCCAACGCUGCCGAGCCCACUAAGACUCCGGCUAGAAACACCGCAGCCAUGGCAAAGGUGUCUGCUUCGCCUACCAGCAUUUCGGUGAACUCUUCGAAAGUGUCCACUCAGCCUGUCUCUAAAGGGGAUUCCACAAAUCUCCUCUUGAGCUCCUUGAAGCAAACAAGAUCCGGCACGUCCAAGGCCACGGCAGUGGGCUUCCCUACAAGCAUGUAUCCUGACGUGUAUCCAGCCAUGAGACUGUCGGUAGUUCUGGAAGCUCUGGUGCCACUGAAAACUACCGUGCCCUGUUUGGAGUCCAAGUACACACAAGGGCGUCUUGGGAUCUCGCCCUCGGACCUUAAACUCCUCAAGGCUUCGAGUACACCGAGGCAGUUUUCUUCAGGCAAGACCACUAAAAUAACAGAAGGUAAGGGCUACAAGCGUUUGAUAAAGAAAGCACCGGAUUCUGCCACCCUUGCUUUAAAUCUUCUGAAGGGACCAAAGGGUGGAGUGCUGCAGGAGAGCAAUGCUUGCAAAGCCUCGGGAGUCCUCAACGGGAGAGUCACAGGCAGCUCAUCCCAGGGCUGCACCACAGCAGCGCAGUCCAAGACCCUGAAAAUUAAAGAUAAGGAAGCUCUGGUGGGGAAAACAGAGUGGAAGGACAGCAGCACUUACCGUGAGAGCGUUGGGCAGAAGAAGAGAAGAGCUACGGAGUCAAGAGAAGCACCACAGAGGAAGAAAGCAAAUACCAUUCCUAUCCAAAAUAAAUCUCGACGAGCUCAGAGCACUUUGAACCUGCUGAAAUUCCGGGCCAUCAAGGUGGGCAACUCUUCCUCUGAUGAUGAAGUGAGGAGGAGAGCACAGAAGAUUCUUAGGGUCAAUCUGUCCCCCGUGAUCCGAAUUCAGCCCUUGUCCCACUCUCACAGCGUCCCCUGAGUUUCUUCACUUUGUCACUUUUUUUGUAAGUAAGUAAAUACGAGCCUGGCAUCAGAGCAUGGGGAAGUUUAAGAGCAACUCUGGAUCUCUGGUGCCUGGUGACGGUAUGUCGACUAACCUGCAGACAGAGCAGCCUGCUCUCGUGCUGUUUCUGCCUGUCUACCACUGCUAUGGAGAACUGACUGCAGAAAUACAAAAACCUGUUCAGGAACAUGGGGUGAUGACUCUCGCCCAUUGCGAGCCGAGCAGGCUGGAGGGCUCGCUUCCCGCAGGCGCUCUUCUGAACGUGGCAGGCUGCGCUCUCGUGCAGGGGGAGAACACGGGACUUUCUCAUGACAUUGAUGCACUGUGAUAUUGCUGUUUUUCAAGCUGUACAUUUACUGGUUUUAUUUUGAUCAAAUUUUAUAACUUUAUUAUCUAUAUAUCUAUAUAUCCAUAUAUGUGCAUAUGGCCCAGGAACUGUGGGAAGAUGCUCUUCCUCCAUCCCUCUGGGAUUGGGUUCGAUAGCUUUUUUUCCCCCUCCCCUUCAGCCAGUCUUUUAAAGGUGCCAGGAUUUCUUUGUGAUUCAGUGCUGUGACAGUCUGUUCUGGGCUCUCUUGAGCAGCUCAGAGGCAGGCAGAGUUAUCGCUACUUGUUUGUCUCCAGAAAUGCCAAGCAAUUUGGAGAAUUACCAGCCGAUAGUUGACUACAGUUUUAAUCAUACUUUUGGUAUUACCUCUGCGUAAGAGUGGGGGAGUGUUACGGGGCUGCUGACGUCUCUAGGUGCCUCCUCCAUUCUAUGGUAGCAGAAGCUCUGAAUGCAUGGUAGGGGUUUGCUUCCAGAGAGCGAUUCCUCCUCAGCACUCAGUGUUGCUCUGCUCUCCUGUACCCCAGCUGCGGACAUAAAGCAUGAACUGUGACUAUUAGAGCUGAAGGGCUGGAGUUGUUAACAGGAAUUGCAUAAAGUGUCCUGUCCACCACGUAACUGCUUUGCUGUUGCUGGAUGUUUCAGGAGCAGGUUCUAGCUGCCAGUAGAGAAGACACAGGCUGUGUUUGAAUGUAUUAGAUACAUCCUGCCGGUCCCAGAGCUCAGUGGGGUAUUUGAGCCUGAAUUAAA